Protopterus annectens (West African lungfish) is the source of this 2190-nucleotide messenger RNA. Its product is annotated as myb-like protein D. The coding region runs from base 1 to 2190 and encodes 729 amino acids. The transcript is spliced from 2 exons. Lineage: Eukaryota; Metazoa; Chordata; Ceratodontiformes; Protopteridae. The record is from RefSeq and is a predicted model, not a curated record.
AUGCCUAGUCAAAUGCGUCGAUCAUUUGAUUCGACAUUGUGGAAGUUCUGUGAAACCAGAGACAGUGACAGGUAUGCAUUACACCUCAAUGAGGUAAAUAAUAGUGAAACCAGAGACAGUGACAGGUGUGCAUUACACCUCAAUGAGGUAAAUAGUAGUGAAGCCAGAGACAGUGACAGAUGUGCAUUACACCUCAAUGAGGUAAAUAGUAGUGAAACCAGAGACAGUGACAGGUAUGCAUUGCACCUCAAUGAGGUAAAUAAUAGUGAAACCAGAGACAGUGACAGGUAUGCAUUACACCUCAAUGAGGUAAAUAAUAGUGAAACCAGAGACAGUGACAAGUGUGCAUUACACCUCAAUGAGGUAAAUAGUAGUGAAAGCAGAGACUGUGACAGGUGUGCAUUACACCUCAAUGAGGUAAAUAAUAGUAAAACCAGAGACAGUGACAGGUAUGCAUUACACCUCAAUGAGGUAAAUAAUAGUGAAACCAGAGACAGUGACAGGUGUGCAUUACACCUCAAUGAGGUAAAUAAUAGUGAAACCAGAGACAGUGACAGGUGUGCAUUACACCUCAAUGAGGUAAAUAAUAGUGAAACCAGAGACAGUGACAGGUGUGCAUUACACCUCAAUGAGGUAAAUAAUAGUGAAACCAGAGACAGUGACAGGUGUGCAUUACACCUCAAUGAGGUAAAUAGUAGUGAAACCAGAGACAGUGACAGGUGUGCAUUACACCUCAAUGAGGUAAAUAGUAGUGAAACCAGAGACAGUGACAGGUGUGCAUUACACCUCAAUGAGGUAAAUAAUAGUGAAACCAGAGACGGUGACAGGUGUGCAUUACACCUCAAUGAGGUAAAUAGUAGUGAAACCAGAGACAGUGACAGGUAUGCAUUGCACCUCAAUGAGGUAAAUAAUAGUGAAACCAGAGACAGUGACAGGUGUGCAUUACACCUCAAUGAGGUAAAUAAUAGUGAAACCAGAGACGGUGACAGGUGUGCAUUACACCUCAAUGAGGUAAAUAAUAGUGAAACCAGAGACAGUGACAGGUGUGCAUUACACCUCAAUGAGGUAAAUAGUAGUGAAACCAGAGACAGUGACAGGUAUGCAUUGCACCUCAAUGAGGUAAAUAAUAGUGAAACCAGAGACAGUGACAGGUAUGCAUUACACCUCAAUGAGGUAAAUAAUAGUGAAACCAGAGACAGUGACAAGUGUGCAUUACACCUCAAUGAGGUAAAUAAUAGUGAAACCAGAGACAGUGACAGGUAUACAUUACACCUCAAUGAGGUAAAUAAUAGUAAAACCAGAGACAGUGACAGGUAUGCAUUACACCUCAAUGAGGUAAAUAAUAGUGAAACCAGAGACAAUGACAGGUAUGCAUUACACCUCAAUGAGGUAAAUAAUAGUGAAACCAGAGACAGUGACAGGUAUGCAUUACACCUCAAUGAGGUAAAUAAUAGUGAAACCAGAGACAGUGACAGGUGUGCAUUACACCUCAAUGAGGUAAAUAAUAGUAAAACCAGAGACAGUGACAGGUAUGGAUUACAGCUCAAUGAGGUAAAUAAUAGUGAAACCAGAGACAGUGACAGGUAUACAUUACACCUCAAUGAGGUAAAUAAUAGUGAAACGAGAGACAGUGGCAGGUGUGCAUUACACCUCAAUGAGGUAAAUAAUAGUGAAACCAGAGACAGUGACAGGUGUGCAUUACACCUCAAUCAGGUAAAUAAUAGUGAAACCAGAGACAGUGACAGGUGUGCAUUACACCUCAAUGAGGUAAAUAAUAGUGAAACCAGAGACAGUGACAGGUGUGCAUUACACCUCAAUGAGGUAAAUAAUAGUGAAACCAGAGACAGUGACAGGUGUGCAUUACACCUCAAUGAGGUAAAUAGUAGUGAAACCAGAGACAGUGACAGGUGUGCAUUACACCUCAAUGAGGUAAAUAGUAGUGAAACCAGAGACAGUGACAGGUGUGCAUUACACCUCAAUGAGGUAAAUAAUAGUGAAACCAGAGACAGUGACAUGUGUGCAUUACACCUCAAUGAGGUAAAUAGUAGUGAAACCAGAGACAGUGACAGGUGUGCAUUACACCUCAAUGAGGUAAAUAAUAGUGAAACCAGAGACAGUGACAGGUGUGCAUUACACCUCAAUGAGGUAAAUAAUAGUGAAACCAGAGACGGUGACAGGUAUGGAUUAUAG